CUCUUCCGGUAGAUCCAGAAGCACUCGGGCGCCGUUCCAUCCUCAAUGGCCAGAUUGAGAGCGCUUUUUUUCUUCUCGAGUGAGAGGUCCGAUCCAGUACUGUUCUAGCGCUCGAUUCUCAUUGGCUGAAUUCCUCCACACACAUUUUGAUACUGACGAGAGGCAACGACGCGAACUUUUUAAAACGAAGCACUUCGCGCAUUUCUUAUCGCGACAUCACCAAAUAUUGAGUCGCAAACAUGAGGCCAAUAUUACUGCAAGGACAUGAGCGAGCUUUGACUCAGAUCAAGUACAACAGAGACGGCGAUAUAAUCUUCUCGACCGCGAAAGAUCAGCACAUCUGCGCCUGGUUCGCCCAUAAUGGCGAGAGACUGGGGACAUAUCACGGCCACCAAGGAGCCCUCUGGACGGUGGAUGUAGAUCCAACAAGUACAUUGAUCGCAAGUGGCGCAGCAGAUAAUACGGUCAGAUUAUGGGAGAUCAGGAGCGGGAAGUGCUUGAAGGUCUGGGAAUUCAACACUGCGGUCAAGAGAGUCGAGUUCAACGAGGAUGGUUCACAACUGUUGGCCGUUACCGAAAAGCGAAUGGGUUUCCUGGGAACGAUCGAAGUAAUGGACAUUAAUCUGGACCCUGAGGCGGAGCAGUCUGAUGAAAAGGUCUUGACCAUUACUUGCGAGGAGUCGAAAGCUACUGUGGCCGGAUGGAGUUAUUUGUCGAAGUACAUCAUUGCUGGCCAUGAGGACGGGACUGUCUCCCAAUAUGAUGCGAAGACUGGAGAGCAACUUGACAACACCCAGAUUCACGAGCCAGACAUGCCCAUUACGGAUCUCCAGUGGUCUGCUGAUCGGACCUACUUCAUUACUGCAUCGAAGGACAAGACCGCGAAGCUCAUCAACGCCCAAGACCUUGAAGUUAUGAAGACUUAUGUGGCAGACACACCGCUGAACAGCGCCUCAAUUACCCCCAAGAAAGACUUUGUCAUUCUCGGUGGUGGACAAGAUGCGAUGGGCGUUACUCAAACCGACGCUCGACAAGGAAAAUUUGAGGCUAGAUUCUAUCACAAGGUAUUCGCGGAAGAGAUUGGUCGAGUCAGAGGCCAUUUCGGUCCCUUGAAUUCCGUUGCCGUCGACCCAACCGGAAAGAGUUACGCAAGUGGAGGAGAGGAUGGCUAUGUCCGAGUUCACCAGUUCGACAAAGGUUAUUUCGACUUCACGUACGAGGUUGAAAGACAGGCAAAAGCUCAAGGGCAAAUGUAAAGUGUUGUCGUGUGGUUUGUUGCAUCUUGAGGCGUUCUGGUUCGUCAUUAAAAGGCUGGCAAGAAUGGAAUGGCCGCAAGAUCUAGCUAUUCUAUGAUCAACGAAUAGACUUCAUAUUGAACACA
Molecule: messenger RNA, 1381 nt
Organism: Hyaloscypha bicolor E
Lineage: Eukaryota; Fungi; Ascomycota; Leotiomycetes; Helotiales; Hyaloscyphaceae
Product: putative eukaryotic translation initiation factor 3 subunit I
Exons: 7
Coding region: 240-1256 (338 amino acids)
Biological process (GO): cytoplasmic translational initiation
Cellular component (GO): cytoplasm; eukaryotic translation initiation factor 3 complex, eIF3m
Molecular function (GO): protein binding; translation initiation factor activity; RNA binding
Source: RefSeq, a predicted model, not a curated record